AUGUUCUGGAGAAACUACAUUUUCCCGUUAUGCAUUGGAGCUUUGGUUCUAGGCACUGGCUUGUACCGGUUUCUAUUCCCAGAAGUUAGAUUCACCGUAUUUUUGAAUGAUAAAGAGGUCAAUUUUACUGGAGUGGAAGAUUUCAUUCCGCCGUAUGUGAAUAUCGUUUCCGAUUUCUUCGUAGCCUCUAAUUACAAAAUGAUUUCAUGUGGAAUUCGAAAGUCGAUGUCUCAACUCGCAACUAACACCAUGUGUUUAUUACACGACGAAGAAAGAUUUUUGCGAGAAAACCAUUAUUUGAAUGAGACAUGGGCGACGCAACAAUCCUGUCAAGACAAUCAAGAAUUUCGAAAACCAUCGGAAGACCUACUUAAUAACCCUGAAACCAUUCGUUUUGCCUUUAUCCGAGACCCAAUUGAGCGUUUUGUGUCUCUCUAUCUGGAUAAGUGUGUCAAAGAACAAAGUUGUUGGGCAUGCAAGAGCGAUAUGAGAUGUGUUGUUCAAGAAAUUUAUAAAGGACUGAAAAAUUUGCAAAACCAUAAAGAUCGAAACCUAAUUCCAACUUAUAUGGAAUUGCAUGCUGCUCCUUUAUCAUGGAAUUGCAACUUUGAUAAAGACUUGAGCAAGUGGACAUUGUUAAUGAUGGGCGCCGAUGCGGAGGAGAGAAAAUCGUCGAUUUUACAAUUGGGGAAUAUUAUGAAACGGCAAGGAGUGUCGGAGAAUGUGGUGCAAAUGGUACAAGAGCAAUCUCUAGCUGGCGAAACCGCCCAUUCUACUCACAAGUCUACACGCCGGCUGGAAGCUGAACGUCAAGUACGAGAAGAUCCUGUGGUCCGCGACUAUCUUCACAAAAUCUACUUCUUCGACUACCUGGUAUUCCUAUUCAAUCGAGAGCGUCUGGAUGCGAAGUAUCAGACGGAUUUCUGGAAGGUUCCAGAACAAAGCUGA
Molecule: messenger RNA, 948 nt
Organism: Caenorhabditis briggsae
Lineage: Eukaryota; Metazoa; Nematoda; Chromadorea; Rhabditida; Rhabditidae
Exons: 7
Coding region: 1-948 (315 amino acids)
Biological process (GO): positive regulation of response to oxidative stress
Cellular component (GO): membrane
Molecular function (GO): chondroitin 4-sulfotransferase activity
Source: RefSeq, a predicted model, not a curated record